CGACUCUGGAGGAUCACACCGACGCACUCCGCGCGCUCGUGUCCGCAGGUGCAGACGUCAACCGUGCCGCCAGCGACGGGGCCACGCCGCUCCACAUGGCCGCCAUGGAGAACAGCAAGGAGGCCGUGCGGCUGCUCGUGGCCGGUCGGGCGAGCGUGGACCAGGCGGCCGUGGGCGGCCGCACGCCGCUGUUCACCGCCGCGCAGGUGAACAACACGGAGGCGAUGCAGGAGCUGAUCACGGCGGGGGCCGACCUGAACCGGGGGGACAAGAACCACGAUAUACGCCCGUGUACGUGGCGGCGAAGAACUGCAGUUCGGAGGCCCUGCGGCAGCUGGUCCUCGCGCGCGCAGACAUCGACGGGGCCAACAGCAGCGGCGCCUCGGCGGUGUUUGUGGCGGCCAGGAACAUGAACUCCUCGCUGAUGCGGCAGCUGCUGCUGGCCCGAGCCAGCGCCAACCGUGCGAGCUCGAGCGGCGCGACGCCCCUGCUUCUGGCCGCGCAGCACGGCUGCGUGGACAUCAUCCGGCAACUGGUGUCCGCGAGGGCGGAGGUGAACCGGGGCCUGCGGGAUGGCCUGACGCCGCUGCUCGCCGCGGCGCGCAGGGACCACGCCGGGGCCGUGAGGGCGCUGGCGGCGGCGGGGGCCGACGUCCACCUGGCUGACAGGCUCGGCGCCUCGCCCUUGCUCGCCGCCGCGGCCGCGAACAGCCCGGGCGCCGUCCGCGAGCUGCUCCUCUGCAGGGCCGACGCCGACCAGGCCAACAGGAACGGGGCGACCCCCGUCUUCGCCGCGGCGCGGGCCGACGGCGCCGACGCCCUCUGGCAGCUGAUCGCCGCCCGCGCAGACGUGGACCUCGCGGGCAGCGACGGGGGCGGGGCUGGCCAUCUGUCCUAG
Molecule: messenger RNA, 898 nt
Organism: Prorocentrum cordatum
Lineage: Eukaryota; Dinophyceae; Prorocentrales; Prorocentraceae
Source: the annotation of a GenBank genome assembly